AUCACACUCGCCUCUCGCCUCCCAUCUCCCAUCUCCCAUACCCAACGACAAUUCCUCCAUGUUCGGUGCGCGAGGGCCUGGGUUGGCACGGGCUCAUAGAUCCCCACUGCGGUACGGUUGUUCUGUGCUGCGGACCGCGAAAGAGUCGUGAAGAGUCGCAGGAUAUCAUGCGAUUGGCUAAUUAUAUUUAGCGUCGCUUGGCGGGUGCAGCGCAGGCAGGCAUUGUUUCAUCCCUUCCGAGUGGGAUAUAAACAGGCUGAGGGGCCAUCUCUCCGUUUCCCUCUCUCCGCCCCCAUUUAGCAUCACGUGCUUUUCCUGCUUCACCUCCAUUCCACUCUUCAGCGUCAGGACCUUGGUCAACAAUCUCGUUAAGCGAUAGACCUCAAGAAUCCGUAUAAACAUGGCGUCGAAGCCGCAGACUACCAGGACGUUGGGUGCCACCACCUUCACCAAGGCUAUCAAACCGGGGCCGGUAUUCAACAAUUACGGUGUGGAUGUUAGCAAAAAGUGGGCUCAAGAACGUAUACAAAACGAAGUUACUGCACUACAGUUCAUCGCGGCGAACACGACGAUCCCAGUUCCCAGAUUCCUCGACACGGGGAUCGGGGAAAAUGGCCCGUACCUGACGGUACAGCGUGUCGAUGGCAUCGAGCUCACCAACGUCGCGAAAGAAUGCCGUCAUCAGACUGUAAAUUGCACGGCCUGCCAAGCCAUAGCGAACCAGAAUACCACCACCUUCAUUAAGACCAUAGUGCUCCCGCAGCUCGCCGCGCUCAAAUCCAAUCAGUCUGGGCUCAAUGGAUUGGUCAUCCCCCCCCCUUGGGUGACUGAGGAGGACAGAAGGGCGACUUGGCCGUCGAAGAUGUCUGCAACAGCAGAAUUUGAGUUCUGGCAUGGCGAUCUGGGAGGCCAUAACAUCAUGUGCGAUAGGGACACGUUGCAGGUCAUCUGUCUAUUUGACUGGGAAAAUGCAGGUUACUAUCCUCCGGAAUUUAAACUAUGGUCCGUUGACUGGCCCGGGUUUGAUGCCCUGUUCACAGAUAAGAACAGACUUGCGAAGCUCAUACGCCUCCUCGAGCCGUACUAAGCUUCUCUAUAGCCGUAGAAUGUAUUCAGGUCAGAAUGUAUCUAUAAUGUCAUAAAGAAAGAUAGAUACAUUGCAUUUUCG
This is a messenger RNA of Trematosphaeria pertusa, 1168 nucleotides long. RefSeq lists its product as uncharacterized. Lineage: Eukaryota; Fungi; Ascomycota; Dothideomycetes; Pleosporales; Trematosphaeriaceae. The coding region runs from base 401 to 1087 and encodes 228 amino acids. The transcript has a single exon. The record is from RefSeq and is a predicted model, not a curated record.